Tilletiaria anomala UBC 951 is the source of this 2037-nucleotide messenger RNA. RefSeq names its product putative farnesyl-diphosphate farnesyltransferase. The record is from RefSeq and is a predicted model, not a curated record. Gene Ontology annotation, biological process: farnesyl diphosphate metabolic process; ergosterol biosynthetic process. Bases 163 to 1893 code for a protein of 576 amino acids. The transcript is spliced from 4 exons. Lineage: Eukaryota; Fungi; Basidiomycota; Exobasidiomycetes; Georgefischeriales; Tilletiariaceae. Gene Ontology annotation, molecular function: squalene synthase [NAD(P)H] activity. Gene Ontology annotation, cellular component: endoplasmic reticulum membrane.
GUCGUCCCUCAACAGGGUUUGUACGGUAGAAGCCAAAGGUCGAUCCCGUCCAGAAGCAGAUUUCUCGGCCAAACACAGCUGCACUAAAGGGAGCAGAUAAGUACAGUUCCAACCCUGCCUCCGAAGUUAUUCCUGAACAGCGGCAUAUCCAGCGCUGGCACCAUGGGCGUCUUCGACCUAGUCCUCCUCGCCCUUACCCGUCCGGGCGAGUUCCGGUCGCUCGUACAUUACAAGAUCUGGCGCGACCCGCUCAAUGACAUUAAGCUCAACCCGAAAGAGUCGGGAUGGGAUCGCCAGCAGAUGCGCGAAUGCUGGAAGUUCUUAGACUUGACCAGCCGUAGUUUCGCUGCGGUCAUCAAGGAGCUCAAAGGGGAGCUCAGCAGAGUUAUUUGCCUCUACUACCUCAUUCUCCGAGCGCUCGACACGAUUGAGGAUGACAUGACCAUCCCGGCGGACAAGAAGAUCCCCUUGCUCACAUCCUUUUACAAAAAGCUUGAGGUGCCGGGAUGGAAUUUUACAGAGAGCGGUCCCAACGAGAAGGACAGACAGCUGCUUGUCGAGUUUGACAAGGUCAUUGCCGAAUUUCAGCUGUUGGACGAAAACUAUCGCAUUGUCAUCUCCGACAUGACGGCCAAGAUGGGCGCAGGGAUGGCAUCAUACAUUGAAGCCUCCUCUUCAAGCGACAACUCUCUUUGCGUUGUGCGCUGGCAGGACUACGAUCUGUACUGUCACUUUGUCGCAGGCCUCGUUGGCGAGGGCCUUUCGCGCCUGUUUAGCGCAUCAGGGAUGGAGCGCCCUUGGCUCGGAGAGCAGCUGAUCCUAUCCAACCACAUGGGACUGUUCCUGCAAAAGACCAACAUCAUCCGAGAUUACGCAGAGGACUGCGAGCAAGGCCGCUUCUUCUGGCCCAAAGAAUGCUGGGCUGCGCCCGAAUGUGGGUUCGCGUCGCAGGCGGCUGUAGCGGACGGGAUUGAGGAGACAUCGCCAGGGUCCAACGUCUACAGGGCCAAGGCAGGCGAGCUGGGGCAACGAAGCAUGAAUGUAUUGAGCGCCAUGCUGCUCGACGCGCUUUCGCACGCGACCCAGUCGCUUGACUACCUCGCCGUCCUGCGCGAGCAGUCAGUGUUCAACUUCUGCGCCAUCCCGCAAGUCAUGGCUAUCGCGACGCUCGAGCUGAUGUUCGCCAACCCGAACGUUCUGAAGAAGAACGUCAAGAUCCGCAAAAGCCAGGCGGUGCAGCUCAUUCUGCGGGCAACAAACCCGCGCGAUGUGGCUUGGACCUUCCGGCGCUAUGCGCGGAGCAUGCAUGCGCGCCUCUCGCCCGACGACCCGUACUUUGUGCGCUGGAGUGUCGAGCUCAGCCGCAUCGAAGUGUGGUGCGAGACACUCUACCCUUCCUACGUCAGCGCGCCUGGCGGUGCCGACUCGUCCUCCACUGCGCCGGCGCCGAAUGCGAAUGAUGCACGCACCAACGCCAUGCGCCUUUUCGGGCAGCUGCAGAAGCAGCGUGCAGUCUCUCAGGCGCGUGCGCUUCGCGCGAGUGGCACGGGCAACGAUGAAGCGAGUGACCGGCAGCUUUCAAUGUUUGCACGUGCCGCUUUGAGCGCCGAGGAGCGCGAAAAGAGGGAGCAGAAGGAUAAGGAUGACCUCAUGCGGUUCUUCGUGCUCAUGAUGGCUGGCAUGACCGUAGUGAUUGCCAUCAUUGCUAUUGUUGUCUUUGAGAUUGCGUGGUACUGGCAAUCGAGCGAGCAAGACCCGCUCUCUCUUUUACUUACAGCGCAGUACCACACUAUCCGCGCCAAGGGCCUGCACGUCUUUGCGCACCUGGCCGAGUGGGGUAGCGAAAUUUUUGGCGAAGGCGUUAGCAAGACGGCCAGCAAGGUGGAGCUGUGAAUGCACGGGCAAAAAGGAGUGGGGGUGCGCUCAUGCCUUUGGCCCGUUCGAGCAUUGAGUCGCGGCAGUGAGAAGGUUCAGAUGCGUAGGAAUAAUCUAGUCAUGUACUGUGUAGGCUUUACAUUUCUUCAAAAGGGGCGGUCC